This is a messenger RNA of Chiroxiphia lanceolata (lance-tailed manakin), 4327 nucleotides long. It is a transcript of the gene ILRUN, whose product is annotated as inflammation and lipid regulator with UBA-like and NBR1-like domains. The coding region runs from base 70 to 945 and encodes 291 amino acids. Gene Ontology annotation, molecular function: ubiquitin binding. NCBI's taxonomy places the organism in Eukaryota, Metazoa, Chordata, Aves, Passeriformes, Pipridae. The transcript is spliced from 5 exons. Gene Ontology annotation, biological process: macroautophagy. The record is from RefSeq and is a predicted model, not a curated record. Gene Ontology annotation, cellular component: phagophore assembly site.
GCCGCCCCCGCGCGCCCCCCCUCGCGCGCGGCGCUGAGGCGGCGCCGGCCCGGCCCGGGACCCCCGGCCAUGGAGGGCAUGGACGUGGACCUGGACGCUGAGCUCAUGCAGAAGUUCAGCUGCCUCGGCACCACCGACAAGGACGUGCUCAUCGGCGAGUUCCAGCGCCUGCUCGGCUUCCAGCUCAGCCCCGCCGGCUGCGCCUUCUUCCUCGACAUGACCAACUGGAAUCUACAAGCUGCCAUCGGAGCCUACUAUGAUUUCGAGAGUCCAAAUAUCAACGUCCCCUCGAUGUCCUUUGUGGAAGAUGUCACCAUAGGUGAAGGGGAGUCCAUCCCUCCCGAUACCCAGUUUACAAAGACGUGGAGGAUACAGAACACAGGGACAGAGGCGUGGCCCCCAGGGGUUUGCCUGAAGUAUGUUGGGGGCGACCAGUUUGGGCACGUGAACAUGGUGAUGGUGAGGUCCCUGGAGCCGCAGGAGAUGGCCGAUGUCAGCGUGCAGAUGUGCAGCCCCAGCACUGCCGGCAUGUACCAGGGGCAGUGGCGGAUGUGCACUGCCACGGGACUCUACUACGGAGAUGUCAUUUGGGUGAUCCUCAGUGUGGAAGUUGGAGGACUUCUGGGUGUCACACAGCAGCUGUCGUCCUUUGAAACAGAGUUCAACACGCAGCCACAUCGCAAGGUAGAAGGAAACUUUAACCCGUUCGCCUCUCCACAGAAGAACAGGCAACCAGAUGAAAACAACCUAAAAGACCCUGGGGGUUCCGAGCUAGGCACAAUCAGCAAAAACACAUGGGGGCCUGCUCCUGACCAAAUCGAACAAGAUCAGAAUGGACUGUCACAAAACUCUGUAAAUCUCUCCCCCAGCAGUCACUCGAACAACUUGUCGGUAGUGACGUACAGUAAGGGUUUCCACGGUCCUUAUCCCUUCGGACAGUCUUAAAACACAAAAACACAAAACGGGUAUCGACAAGAGGAGAAUUUAAGAAAAAACUGACUUUUGGGGGAAGGGAGGGGGUUCAUGUGGCAGACAGACACAGCGUGGACCCCCCUUCUCUGCCUCCGUGUUCUGGAUAAAGAAGAAAAAAACAAAAACCCAGUAACUUAAGACUAGAUGUUUCCAGAGGAAAAUCCAAAACCUGAGUAUGCAUGUGUGACUGCUGGAUUUCAGAGUGGUGUAAAUGCUAUGAGGAAGAAGAGACACCAACACUAUGGGUUUUUAGAAAUCAUCCUCACGCAUAAUUAGGUAGCUUAAAAAGAAGUUUAAAACUGAAAAUUUAAAAGCCAUCUUUAAAAAAGAAUAUUUUGCCUACAGAGCGGUUGUAGUUUGAGCAAAUGUUUAAUUUCUGUUUGUUUCUUGUUGAUACUUUUUCCCUAAGGGACAGCGUGCAUUUUCCCGGAAUGUCCUGGUUUGCUGGCCCGGCGCCCGCUGGGGUUUGUGCAGGGGCUGCUCCUGUCAGGCCUUUUUAGUGCCAGGUCAGGUCUGCCCCCAGCACUGUGUUUUUAAUGGCAUCUACUGGUUUUAGUUACCGACUUUUUAAUCUUUUAAGUCUUCUUCUCCUUUUGGUUUGGGUGUUGCUGUUAGUUGUCCUGCGUGUCGUUGGGAACCGCGCUGAGGCCAGGUCUUGGUAUCAGAGUUGGAAACGGAGACUCUGGGACUUCUGGGAUGAUGUGGAGGCCUUGUCUCCCUUCCCCUGGUACGUGAGGUACACAAAUACACACCCAUGUUAAUAAGAAUCCAAUUUAUUCAGGUUCCCAAGCUGUCCUGUGUGGUUAGCAGUUUAAAAUCCCUUUUUGUUCACUCUCGAUGUGCAGUAGCUGUGCCCAGAACCACCACGCAAGCGCCGUGUGCCAAGGGGAGUCUCUGUAGCUGUAAUUCACCUGGUGGUAGUUGCAAAGCUUUACAGACGUCCUGUCCUUUCCAUUUGGGGUCUCCUCUCUCUCUUACAGAGCAUAAGUUUGCAUUUGUUUCUCCUGUGCUGAGGUGUGAGCUUACAGGCUGAUCCCAGUGUUCUGGAGCUCAGAGCAGGAGUUGGCACCACCACCUGGGUCCUUCUGUCGCCUCAUCUUCAUCUGCCUUUGUUGACUGGGCUCUCUAGGACUUGUGUUAGGGGAGGGAUCAUAAAAGAUUUGGGUAGCUCUGCUGUUCCUCCAGUGUGUUUUCCUCCAGUUCUGGACUGGGAAGUGUGGUGUGAGGGGAGGGAGCUCGGCCUCAAGCUGUGGAGGGUUUAUUGUGAAGUGCUGUCCCACAGACCCUGCUGAGGACUGUCCUGCCUAAUAAACCAGGCUGGAACAGCCAUCUGCCAAAGAUACAGGAAUAUGCAAAGCUCCCACUACCUUCUUCCAGAUCUUUCCACUGAAAGUUUUUCCCAGUGUUGGAGUUGCAGGUUCAGCUCUGCCCUCACUGCUCUUGGCUGUUUGUGUUUUAGAGUUGGUUUUGAAUGGGGGAAUCCUUCGUUGCAGCUGCCAAGUACUAUUACCUGAAUGCAUAUGGAUGGACCUCGUGGGGACAGUGGGAGUUCCUUGUGUCCAACAGAGGAAGAAUUGAGUGAUGGAUGUUGUUUAUGUUUCACAGGUUCAGUUGUUAAAGAUCACCAUUACCUGAAAUCUCCCUUCUCCCACCUACCAGAAAUCUGUUUGCUGAGAGAAACAAGUGUAGUAUAAAAAAUUACCUGCAUAGAAGUGGCACUUCAGGAUUUGGGCUGGCUGACACUUGCUCUUGCAGUCUGGUGGGCACCUGGCUCUGCCCUGGCAGCCGCUGGAGCUGGGGGAGUGUCGGGGUCCGAGUGAACCCACGGAAGGUGCUGCACUGCUCUGUGUGCUUGGGUUUCGUCCUGUAACAACACUUUGCCUUGGAUUAGUUACCCCCCUGAGCAGUGAUCUGGGGAAUGAUCUGCAGCCUCAUAGUGUGGUGUGGGCAGGUGGAGUCUUUCCUCACUCCCUCCUUUCCUCCCAGAUGCCUCGUGUGAGCCCCUCUGAGGGCAUGAGCAUCCCUGCCCAUCACACCUCCUGCAGCACUGCUGCUCCCCUUCUGAGGGCACUGAACCCCUGAAGGCUGUGGUUGGAUCAAGUGAGGAGGUGAUUCCCUAUCUGUAUUGGCUCCUUGUGUCAGCUGCAUAGUGGAAGGGAGGGGAAACCGAGAUCUGAGUCUGUGAGUUAGAACUGGUGCUGUGACCUUUGCCUGGUGGAGGCACGUGGGAGACCCUCGGAUACCCCGCACUGGCUUUCUGCUCCCAGACACGUGUGCUUCUCUCAUGUCCCAUGGCUGCCACACUCGUGUUCCUGUGCUCCUCCUAAGGCUGAAUUUCCCUUGUCUUGAAAAAACCAAACCUGCAUGCACCCCAUGCGUUCUGCACAGGCUGUUUCUCUGCCUCUUGCGUGUUUGCAGUCCAUGGUGUCCUGGGGACAAGGGUCACACGCUCCAGGGUGUGAGGAAAGGCAGGGCCAGAGCCUGCUUGCUCUGAGAUCUGCAGCUCUUGCUGCUCCCAUCCCACUCUGCCAUUUGCUGAGGGAUCCAUGAAGCACUGGCCUGUUGGGGUCGGGGUUGUGGCCCUGGCUGUGGCAGUGGAAGGAUGUUUCAGUCAGGGGUUGCUCUACCUCUGGGUUUUUCCUAGAGUGAAAGUUGUUUCACUGAGGCCAAAGGUGGUUUUAUCUCCUGGUUCCUUGGAGCUUUGUGGUGCAGCCAGACCUCGGAUUGCUCGUACUUUCAGGUGUCCAGUUUUUAAAUGGGGAUUUAAGAUGAUUUUGGCAAAGCUCUGCCCAGGUGACCUCGGCACACUGAGGUUGUAUAGGUUCCCAUAGGGAAAAGGAUAAUACAGAACAUCUCUGAUGGCCUCUGAGGGGGUCCCUGGGGCAAGUGAGAGCCACUUGAGCCCCUGUCACUGACACAACUCGAGCAGUGGCACCUCUCAGCCUUGGCAAACUGGAGCAGGAUGUCCCUGGGACUGGCCCCGAACUAACUGGCAGUGCCGUGGGAGGGGGUGAGGGAGUGGGAAUCUGCUGCCCACACCUGGGGAGUGUGGGAUUUGGGCCCCACCAGGGUUUGGGAACUGGGCAGAGCCGUGGGUUGGAGCAGUGGGGUGGGUGGGAGGGAAAUGCACGCUGUCCCACGUCUGGGUUCUGUUGUGUUUCAGUUUUUCCGUGUGUGAGUGCGUGGGUGGUUCCCAGCCUGUCUGUGCUCGCCGGGGCAGUGCAUGUGUAGUGCACACGGGAUGGUGUGUUGCCUCUGAGUCUGGGAGAACUCCUAUGAUAGCACAUUGGGGUGAAAAUAAAGGAAGCUUUUUCCUUAAUGUAUAAAUGAAUAUUUGUAUGAUUAAAUUAACACA